AAUCUUUACUGAUCUAUGUGUACUUUAGGGAAUAUUAAACUUGUUACGUAUGCACUAUCACUAGUAAACGAAGUUUUUCAAUUUGCGUGGCCUCAUCGAUCUGCUCUUCUUGAUCUCCUACGCAGUGAUCUCCCCUUACAGUGUGCGCGGAGUAAAACACUUGAGCGCAGUGAACAUAAGGAUAAUUUCGAAAACAUAACAAUGUCGAACUAUCAACUGAUUUAUUUUCCUCUUAGAGGACGUGGCCAAGCGACAAGAUAUUUAUUUGUUGAUAAUGGAAUCGACUAUAAAGAAGAAAACUGUGCACAGGACUGGAUCAAAACAUAUAAACCAAAAAUGCCAUUUGGUCAAUCGCCUUUAUUGAAAGAUGGCGACUUUGAAGUGGCCCAGUCAAACACCAUUAUGCGUCAUCUGGGCAGAAAACAUGGAUUGUAUCCGAGCGAUUUACAAGAGGCAGCCAAAGCUGAUAUGAUCACGGAUCACGUGGAGGACAUCAGAGGCCCGUAUGUUAGAAUGAUCUACCAGAAUUAUGAAAAUGGAAAAGAUGACUUUGUGAAAACUCUUCCCGAAAAACUUGGGUAUAUCGAGAACCUGUUCAAAAAGUGGGGGACUGAAUACAUUACAACGAAGAUAUCAUUUGCUGAUUAUAUUCUUUUUGAUUUGCUCGACACUCUUCAAAUAUUGACGCCUACCUGUAUAGACGCAUUACCGACCCUCAAAGCUUUCUAUGAUCGCAUGGCUUCACGACCAAACUUAAAGAAAUACCGGGAAACAGAGGAAUUUAAGAAAAUGCCCGUCAAUGGAAACGGGAAACAGUAAAUAUUCAGGAAGUGACGUCAUCCAAGAUGGCAAUUAUAUUUGAACAAUAAAAGUUUUGCUGAAAUAGCAUUAUUAACAAACAAAAUAGCACAGUUAUUUAUUAAUGUGCAUUCUUUCAUUAACGAAUGUCCGUUUGCUGUUACAUGUAAUAAAAUUCCAAUUAUCUACAGACGACACACUGCUUCCGGUUUUGAACAUAUUCUUUAGAUCAUUCAUUAAAUAAUCAUUUUUCGUAAGUAGAUACUUUUAUAUGUACUAAUUUUUUGUCAAAAUCAUGUGAUGUUCAAAGUAUACAAAGAAGGAGUU
Messenger RNA from Ruditapes philippinarum (Manila clam), 1125 nucleotides. RefSeq names its product glutathione S-transferase P-like. The record is from RefSeq and is a predicted model, not a curated record. Gene Ontology annotation, biological process: glutathione metabolic process. NCBI's taxonomy places the organism in Eukaryota, Metazoa, Mollusca, Bivalvia, Venerida, Veneridae. Gene Ontology annotation, molecular function: glutathione transferase activity. The transcript has 8 exons. Bases 16 to 819 code for a protein of 267 amino acids. Gene Ontology annotation, cellular component: cytosol.